This is a messenger RNA of Eucalyptus grandis, 606 nucleotides long. RefSeq names its product non-specific lipid transfer protein GPI-anchored 13. The record is from RefSeq and is a predicted model, not a curated record. Lineage: Eukaryota; Viridiplantae; Streptophyta; Magnoliopsida; Myrtales; Myrtaceae. The transcript has 3 exons. The coding region runs from base 1 to 606 and encodes 201 amino acids.
AUGACUUCUCUUCACUCCCUUCCGCCCUUUGUCCCCUUCAACCUCCUGCUCCUCCACCUCUCCUUCUUGCCCCUUCUCCUCGCUUCGACCCCCGCUGCCCUCUCGCAAGACCCCGCCUCCUCGAGCCCCACCAUAGCCUCAUGCCAGCCUCGGCUCCUGUCGCUGGCCCCCUGCGCUCCAUUUGUGCAGGGCACGGCGCGGUUGCCAUCCGGACCGUGCUGCAACAACCUCAACCAGAUCUACACCCAGCAGCCACAGUGCCUAUGCCUCGUGCUCAACGACACGUCCCUCGUUCCUCUGCCUAUUAACGGCACACUGGUUCUUGAACUUCCCCGGCUCUGCAUCCUCCCAGCUGAUGUCUCUUCUUGUUCAGGAGUGCCUGCAUCUCCAAGCACACCAGCUCCACGGGUCUCUGCAGGAGCGAGAAGGCCCAACAACAACACGGUUCCUGCUUCUCCGGUGGCCGUGGAGGUGGCACCGAGACCGACCAUCAUCAGAUCCGGCCCUGGCCUGAGCAGCGGCGCAACGGUGGAUCGGGAAGGCCAACCCACGUUUCUUGCGGCGGCUGUGGUCCCGUUGUUGUUGUUAGCACAGGCAUUUUAUUGA